UACACUUCUACAAAUUUGAAACGACAAAUCAAAAUUCAAAACCCCAUUUCACACAAGCGGGAAAAAAGCCCCACCGUGAGCAACGCAAAAAUGGAGGAAACCCCGGCGGCGGCGACGACGACGGCGAAGAAACCAUUGAGUCUCAACCAACGCUACACUAACUUCCUCUCUGCUUCUCACUCCAAACCUCCUACUCGUGAAGAAAAUCAAUCAAAGUUGAAUGAACUCAAAUAUGAUGCUCCUCAAUUUUCAAUCAACGAUUUCGAUUCUUCUCCUGACGUUAGUGAGUUUUCAGAGGCGAAGAUUGGAACUGCCAGGGAAUCUGUGGUUUAUGAGGAUGAAGAAGAAAUUGAUGACAGUGUCGCGCAUGAUUCUGGGUUUGCCGAUGUUGAGCCUCUUCCUGAGAAAUCAAAGCCGGAGAAAGUGAAAAUCAAAGGAAGGAGACGUCUUUGCAAAGUAGCAUCCACAGAUGAUGAAGAACAGAUUAAGGAAGAGAAUCAUAAUUUGUUUGAUAUUUCUGAUUUUAGCUCCCCGCCGCCCGUAAAGGAUGUGAGUUGUGGGGGGGAUGAGAUUAGGGAUAUAUUGAAUGAUUUGAGUUCCAAGAUGGGGUUUCUGUCUAUUGAGAAGAAGCGAAACCCUAGGCCUGUUGACCUAAAAGCUGUUCCUUUGGAGGAUGUUUCAUUGAAGAAAGAGGAGGAGAAGGGUGCAGGUCAAAAGGAUGAAUUGGAAGACUCUGAAUUUGGUAGUGUUGAUUCGUCUUUCGCUAACGGUUCAGAUUUAUCAAGCUCUUCAUUGAGUGUUACGGGUGGGGUUGAAGACAAUGAAGUGGAGAGUGGGUUGAGCGAACCUGAUGGGUGCAAUUUUGCUGAAGAACCUAAACAGAACAAGAAUGCUUACAAAGGAAAAUCAAAGAAUGUGAGCAGGGCGGUUGAGGAAACUGAAAAGAACAAGAAUGCUUACAAAGGAAAAUCACAGAAUGUGAGCAGGAUGGUUGAGGAAACUAAAAAGAAUGAGAAUGUUUACAAAGGAAAAUCAAAGAAUGUGAGCAGGACGGUUGAGGAAAAGCCUGUUGUCUCACAGAGGAGUUCAUUUUAUGAUUAUAAAGAUGAGGGUGACAGUGACGAGGAUGAUUGUGUAGAGGUGGGAGGUAAUAAUUGGACCAGGAGAGCAAAGGGUCAUGAUGCUUUGGGAGACGAGGAUGAUGCUUUUGUCGAUGAGGAGUAUGGUGAUUCAAGUGUGGUUGAGGUUUUAGAUGAUGAUACUCGUGAGACCGUUUCAGGAGAUGAGUUUGCAAUUAACUUAAGCGGCCCAAGAUCAACUUACAAGUUAUCUUCUAAAAUUGGCAAAAUGUUGUAUCCUCAUCAACGUGAAGGGCUAAGGUGGCUUUGGUCUCUUCACUGUCAAGAGAAAGGUGGGAUUUUAGGAGAUGACAUGGGUUUAGGGAAAACAAUGCAGAUUGCCGGUUUUUUAGCUGGUUUGUUUAGCUCUCGUUUGAUAAAGAGGGCAAUGAUCGUAGCUCCAAAGACGCUCCUCCCUCACUGGAUCAAAGAACUCUCUGCUGUGGGUCUUUCAAAGAGGAUAAAAGAAUAUUUUGGAACGUGUCCAAAGCUGCGCCAGUAUGAGCUCGAAUAUGUGCUUCAGGACAAGGGUAUUCUUUUAACAACUUACGACAUUGUACGCUUCAACGCAAAACAAUUAUGUGGAAGUGACUAUUAUGACGAGGAUGAUGAUAUCCCUCUUUGGGACUAUAUGAUACUGGAUGAGGGUCAUCUUAUCAAGAAUCCGAGUACACAGAGAGCCAAGAGUUUGCUUGGAAUACCUUGUGCCCAUCGCAUUAUCAUCAGUGGUACACCAAUUCAAAAUAAUCUGAAGGAGCUUUGGGCACUCUUCAGCUUUUGCUGUCCUGAUUUGCUGGGUGAUCACAGAGAGUUUAGAGACAGAUACGAGCAUCCAAUCCUUCGUGGUAAUGACAAAAAAGCCUCUGAUAGAGAAAGGCAUGUCGGUUCAAAGGUUGCAAAGGAGCUAAGGGAACGCAUUCAGCCUUAUUUUCUUAGAAGAAUGAAAAGCGAAGUGUUCCGUGACGAUGACACUUCCGAGAGCAAAAAGCUGUCCAAGAAGAAUGAAAUAAUAGUAUGGCUGCGGUUGACUAGCUGCCAGCGUCAACUCUAUGAAGCCUUUUUAAAGAGUGAAAUUGUCCUUUCAGCUUUUGAUGGCUCUCCUCUUGCUGCAAUCACGAUCUUGAAGAAGAUAUGCGAUCAUCCUUAUCUUUUAACAAAGAGAGCGGCUGAAGAUGUGUUGGAAGGCAUGGAUUCGAUGCUUAAUCAGGAGGAUUGUGGUCUAGCAGAGAAAUUGGCUAUGCAUGCAGCACAAUUGACAGAGGAAAAUGAUUUACAGGAGAAGCAUGCCAAUCUCUCUUGCAAAAUAUCAUUUAUACUAUCUUUGUUGGAAAAGUUAAUUCCUGAGGGGCAUAAUGUUCUUAUAUUUUCUCAGACUCGGAAAAUGCUUAAUAUCAUUCAGGAAUCAUUGUUGACUAAUGGUUUUGAGUUCCUACGUAUUGAUGGCACGACAAAAGCUAGUGACAGGCUGAAGAUUGUAAAUGAAUUUCAAGAAGGUCGAGGAGCUCCUAUUUUCUUAUUAACUUCUCAAGUUGGUGGUCUUGGUUUGACUCUCACAAAUGCUGAUCGUGUAAUUGUUGUCGAUCCAGCAUGGAAUCCCAGUAUGGAUAACCAAAGUGUGGACCGUGCUUAUCGGAUUGGCCAGAAGAAAGAUGUUCUAGUUUACAGACUGAUGACAUGCGCUACAAUUGAAGAAAAAAUAUACAGGAUGCAGAUAUUCAAGGGUGGCUUAUUCAAAACAGCUACAGAGCAAAAAGAGCAAACACGUUAUUUCAGUCAACAGGAUCUUAAAGAACUUUUCAGCCUUCCCAAAGAUGGUUUUGAUGUUUCUCCCACUCAGUUGCAGUUAGUUGCAGAACAUGGUGACCAGGUCGCAAUGAGUGAUUUUUUGAGAACCCACAUCAAUUUCCUGGAAUCUUUAGGCAUAGGAGGUGUCAGUCACCACAGUUUGCUCUAUACCAAAUCAGAACCUGCACCAGCAGUUGUACAGGUAGAAGAAGAUGAACCAAGGAGAAUGGGAACUAAAAUUUACAAGAAAUAUGGUUCUUCUUCAACUUCAACAGAGCAUUACGUUGCUGGGGCUCAAUAUGCAUUUAACCCAAAGGAUGUAAACCUCAACAAGACAAAUGUUUCACCACAAUAUACUACUAAGAUGACUGAAUCAGAUAUCAAGGAGAGAAUCAAUAGACUUUCACAGCUUUUAUCAGAUAAGGGUUUAAGAUUGCCUGACAGAGGUGAGAGACUUAGGAAGCAAAUCAGUGAACUGAAUACGGAGCUUGUAAACCUAACUACACCUGAGAAAACCAAUCAGGUUAUUGACUUGGAUGAUAUUACUGACGCAUUACAGAGGUCGUCAUUGCAUGUAUAGUACCUUGAUUGCCUUUGUGCUGAAUUGAUAUGUAAUUAACUUAGGUGUACAAAAGGUACAUGCCUUUUUUUUUGCUAUUUUGGCGCGGUGAUUCAUUCACGAGGCACAAGCUCGGUGCCCUUUUUGAGAAUGUAAUGUUUUGGUCUGAACGAACGAACUCUGCUGAAAGCAUUUUGUGAGGCACAAGGUUGAUGCCCUUAUUUGAAAAUGUAAUCUUUUGGUCAGAACGAACUCACUCUGCCCAAGGCUUUUGCUUACUUCAGCAUAUUUUGUAUGUUCAGAGAUUUAAUGUAUGCUUUCAGAAGUAAGAAUAGUGAAUUGAGGUGUCUCACUUUGUUGCUGAUC
Spinacia oleracea (spinach) is the source of this 3828-nucleotide messenger RNA. Its product is annotated as protein CHROMATIN REMODELING 24. The record is from RefSeq and is a predicted model, not a curated record. NCBI's taxonomy places the organism in Eukaryota, Viridiplantae, Streptophyta, Magnoliopsida, Caryophyllales, Amaranthaceae. Bases 91 to 3483 code for a protein of 1130 amino acids. Gene Ontology annotation, molecular function: ATP binding; DNA translocase activity. The transcript is spliced from 23 exons.